Molecule: messenger RNA, 2431 nt
Organism: Scheffersomyces coipomensis
Lineage: Eukaryota; Fungi; Ascomycota; Pichiomycetes; Serinales; Debaryomycetaceae
Product: kinase-like domain-containing protein
Exons: 2
Coding region: 1-2325 (774 amino acids)
Biological process (GO): mRNA processing; intracellular signal transduction; protein phosphorylation
Cellular component (GO): cytoplasm
Molecular function (GO): protein serine/threonine kinase activity; ATP binding
Source: RefSeq, a predicted model, not a curated record
AUGUCAUAUAGAGUAAGUAAGGUAGAUCUGGAUUACAUAGAAAGACAGAAUUUAAAAGAAUCAAGCUCAAAGAAAUUUCCUAAAUGUUAUAAAGUAAAAGUGAAUAUUGGGAAAGUUAAUCUUGAAGUUAUAAAAGAAUGGAUACUGAAAACCAUAAAUGAACAACUAGAAGACGAUGACAUAGUUAUAGAUUACAUAUAUGAGUUGCUUCAAUCUGGUGAAUCAAAUCCCGAUAUAAAGGCACUACAGUUACAAGUUCAAGAGUUUUUAGGUGCAGAUGAAGCAAGAAAGUUCUGUGAAAAGUUAUGGAAUUUACUAAUAAGUGCCCAAGAUAACAAAGAUGGGAUACCGAAACAGAUAUUAGAUGAAAGACAAAAGCAUAAAGAUGAAGUUGAAAAGUUUCAAUUAGAGGUGAAGAAGAAGUUGGCUGAAUCAGCAAAAGCAGUUGAAUCAAAAGCAGUUGAAUCGCUAGCUAGAAAGACAAAUUACAAUAGAAGUCAGUCAGACAAAGGCCUAGUUGAUCAAAAGACCGCCAAACAAAGUAAUAAUCAUAAUACUAAGAAUGAAUCAAAGCUUGAGCAUCAUCAUCAUCAUCACCACCAUCAUCAUCAUGACCAACAACAGCAACAACCGGUAAUUCCAAUAGACCCAGCUGCUAAUCCAGCCAACAGAAUUGGGAAAUAUCAAGUUAUAAAGACCUUAGGUGAAGGUUCAUUUGGUAAAGUCAAAUUGGCUCAACAUUUAGUUACAGGUCAAAAAGUUGCUCUUAAAAUCAUUAAUCGUAAGACAUUAGCUAAAUCUGAUAUGCAAGGUAGAGUUGAAAGAGAAAUUUCAUACUUAAGAUUAUUAAGACAUCCUCAUAUUAUUAAAUUAUACGAUGUAAUCAAAUCAAAGGAUGAGAUUAUUAUGGUUAUUGAAUUUGCUGGUAAAGAAUUGUUUGAUUAUAUUGUUCAAAGAGGUAAAAUGCCUGAAGAUGAAGCUAGAAGAUUUUUCCAACAAAUUAUUGCUGCUGUUGAAUAUUGUCAUAGACAUAAGAUUGUUCAUCGUGAUUUAAAACCAGAGAAUUUAUUAUUAGAUGAUCAAUUAAAUGUUAAAAUUGCUGAUUUUGGGUUAUCUAAUAUUAUGACUGAUGGUAAUUUCUUAAAGACAAGUUGUGGUUCACCAAAUUAUGCUGCCCCUGAAGUUAUUAGUGGUAAAUUAUAUGCUGGUCCAGAAGUUGAUGUUUGGUCAUCAGGAGUUAUUUUAUAUGUUAUGCUUUGUGGUAGAUUACCAUUUGAUGAUGAAUUCAUUCCAGCAUUAUUCAAAAAGAUUAGUAAUGGGGUUUAUACUUUACCUAAUUAUUUAAGUGCUGGUGCUAAACAUUUAUUAACCAGAAUGUUGGUUGUUAAUCCAUUAAAUAGAAUAACUAUUCAUGAAGUUAUGGAAGAUGAAUGGUUCAAACAAGGUAUGGAAGAUUAUUUAUUACCACCUGAUUUAUCCAAAACCAAGCAUAAAAAAGUUGAAAUUGAUGAAGAUGUUAUCAAUGCUUUGACAAUGGCUAUGGGUUAUGAUCGUGAUGAAAUUAUAAGUAAUAUUGAAAGAUGUAAUAAGAGUAAUUCUCCACUGGAACAAAAUAAUGAAAUUCUUGAUGCUUAUUUAUUAAUGAAAGAGAAUCAUACUUUAGUGAAAGAUUUAAAGAAAUCAAAUAAUGAUAAGAUUGAUUCAUUUUUAUCUAGAUCUCCUACCCCAGCAUUUACUUCUAAUUCCACCAGUUCAGCUCCUGGUGUUCAGCAAUCAGUAACUUAUCAAACCUUAGCUACCGUUCAUGAUUUAUCUACGUUACCAAAUUCUACCAUUGCGAUUUUACCAUCGUCAUUACCAAGUAUCCAUCGUGCAUUUAUGAUGGAAACCAAUAGUCAAGCUGCUAUAAAUCCAGUAUCAAAUAAGAAACUGAAAACAAGAUGGCAUUUUGGUAUAAGAUCAAGAUCUUAUCCAUUAGACGUUAUGGGAGAAAUUUAUCGUGCACUUAAGAAUCUUGGAGCUGAAUGGGCUAAACCAACUGAAGAAGAAUUAUGGACUAUAAGAGUAAGAUGGAAAUAUGAUAUUUGUGAAGUUGAAAAUGCACCAGAUUUAAUGAAGAUGCAAAUUCAAUUGUUUCAAUUAGAGCCAAAUAAUUAUUUAGUUGAUUUUAAAUUUGAUGGAUGGGAAACUACUUCUGAAGAUGGUAUUGCCAAUGAAUUUUCUACUCAAGAUGCUGAUGAAGUCAGUUCAUUCUCAGCUUAUCCAUUCUUACAUUUAUCUACAAGAUUAAUUAUGGAAUUAGCAGUCAACAGUCAAAGUGCUUAAUGAAGAUGAUUUACGUUUCUUUCUUUCUUUCUUUUCUUUUCUUUUCUUUAUAUUUUACAUAGCGUAGAGUUUGGGGUUAUAUACAUAUAUAUUUUUUAAAUACAUA